AUGGAACUCUUGUGUUUUAUAGACGAUUUUGCAGAGGAAGAGGAGGUGCAGUCCUUCGGUUACAAGAGAUUUGGUAUUCAGGAGGGAACCCAAUGUACCAAAUGUAAAAAUAACUGGGCACUGAAGUUUUCAAUCAUAUUACUCUAUAUUCUGUGUGCCUUGCUAACCAUCACAGUAGCCAUUCUGGGAUACAAAGUUGUGGAGAAAAUGGACAGCGUUACAGGUGGCAUGGAGACGUCACACCUGCGAUACACCGAGAAACUCACAGAGGUGGAGAGCGGCCUCAAGAAAUUAGGGGACCAGACGGGGCAGAAGGCCGUGAGCACCAACUCGGAACUCUCCGGCUUCAGGUCCGACAUCCUGGACCUGCGCCAGCAGCUCCGCGAGGUGACGGAGAAGACCGCCAGGAACAAAGACACCUUGGAGAAGCUACAGGAGAGUGGGCUCGCCCUGGAUGACAGGCAGAACCGGAUGAAGGAAACCCUGGAGAACAACUCUUUUCUCAUCACCGCGGUCAACAAGACCCUCCAGGCGUACAACGGUUACGUCAACAACCUGCAGCAAGACACCAGCAACCUCCAGGCCAACCUGCAGAGCCAAAUGCAUUCUCACAACGUGGUCGUCAUGAAUCUCAACAACCUGAACCUGACCCAGGCGCAGCAGAGAAACCUCGUCGGCAUCCUGCAGAGAUCGGUGGACGACACCAGCCAGGCCAUCCAGCGAAUCAAGAACGACUUCCAGAACCUGCAGCAGAUCUUCCUCCAAGCGAGAAAAGACACCGAUUGGUUCAAGGAGAAAGUGCAGAACCUGCAGGCUCUGGCCGCCAACAACUCCGCCCUGGCCAAAGCCAACAACGACACCCUGGAGGACAUGAACAGCCAGCUGAACUCAUUCACCGGCCAGGUGGACAACAUCACGGCCGUCUCCCAGGCCAACGAGCAGAACCUGAAGGACCUUCAGGACUUCCACCGGGAUUCGGAGAACAGGACGGCCGCUAAGUUCAACCAGCUGGAGGAGCGGUUCCAGUUCUUCGAGUCCGACAUCGUCAACAUCAUCAGCAACAUCAGCUACACGGCUCACCACCUGAGGACUCUGACGAGCAACCUGAACGACGUCAGGACCACUUGCACGGACACCUUGACGAAACACACGGACGACCUCACGGUGCUGAACGAUUCGCUGGCCAACAUCCGUUUGGACUCCACCUCGCUCAGGAUGCAGCAGGACGUGAUGAGGUCGAGGUUGGACGUCGAAGUGGCCAAUCUGUCGGUGAUCAUGGAAGAGAUGAAACUGGUGGACUCCAAGCAUGGUCAGCUCAUCAAGAAUUUCACAAUUCUGCAAGGCCCUCCCGGUCCAAGGGGACCCAAAGGUGACAGGGGCCCCCAAGGGCCUCUGGGCCUCACGGGAAACAAAGGACAGAAGGGAGAGAAGGGAGAGGCCGGGCCUCCGGGGCCCAUUGGUGAGAAAGGACUGGUCGGGCCCAUAGGACCUCCAGGGGAAAAAGGAAGCAAGGGCUCCAGAGGCUCCCCGGGCUCGAAAGGCCAGAAAGGAUCCACUGGGAAGACGGGCCUACCAGGGCCGAGCGGAGACCCCGGCCCACCGGGCCCCGCCGGCAAAGAUGGUCCUCCCGGCCCUCAGGGCCCACCGGGAUUCCAAGGACUUCAGGGAACUGUGGGAGAGCCCGGUGUGCCUGGACCCCGGGGCCUUCCCGGACUUCCAGGCGUACCAGGCCUACCUGGGCUCAAGGGCCCUCCCGGCCCCCCUGGCCCGGCCGGAGUCGUGGUCCCUCAAGCCUUGCAGAGAGAACCAACCGUGGCACCGGAGGAAAAUGGGUGUCCUCCUCACUGGAAGAAUUUCACAGACAAAUGCUAUUAUUUUUCAACCGAAAAAGAAAUUUUUGAUGAUGCGAAACUAUUCUGUGAAGAGAGGUCUUCACAUCUGGUUUUCAUAAACACGAGAGAGGAGCAGCAAUGGAUCAAAAAGCAAAUGGGUGGAAGAGGCAGCCUCUGGAUAGGCCUCACGGAUUCAGACCGAGAAGGCGAGUGGAAGUGGCUGGACGGGAGCGCUCCGGAAUUCACGAACUGGAAAAGCGGGCAGCCGGAUAACUGGGGCCGAGGCCAUGGGCCUGGGGAAGACUGUGCCGGAUUAAUCUACGCCGGCCUCUGGAAUGACUUCCAGUGUGAGGACAUUAACAACUUCAUUUGCGAAAAAGAUAGGGAGACAGCCCAGUUUUCUGUGUUGUAAUAGCUGUGAAAUACAGACAAGCACAAGUCCUGGAGGUUCCCGAAAGCAGAUACUUUUUGCUGAUUGGAUCACCUUCCCAUCACAUUGAGAAAGAAAGCACUGAACAUUUGUUCCAAGGAAAAUUUGACAGCGAAUCUCUCUGACCUUCCACCAUUGUCAAUGACUUGUGACCUUUUCCUGUUCUCAGAGCCUGCGAUUGGAGAGUGCAGAUGGACUGGACCAAAUACACUUUUCUCUAUGAGUAACUGCACAAGUAUGCAAGGUCUAACUUCAGAAAUAUGGAAUAUUUCAGUCUUAUUCAAAUGGCUGGCUACUCAGCUCUAGGAAAAGCUUAUCCACCUACUGUUUAAACAGUACACUUCAUUUGCUAAAAUCCCAAAUGUAGGAAAAUUAU
This is a messenger RNA of Tachyglossus aculeatus (Australian echidna), 2638 nucleotides long. RefSeq names its product collectin subfamily member 12 (gene COLEC12). NCBI's taxonomy places the organism in Eukaryota, Metazoa, Chordata, Mammalia, Monotremata, Tachyglossidae. Bases 1 to 2244 code for a protein of 747 amino acids. The transcript has 9 exons. The record is from RefSeq and is a predicted model, not a curated record. Gene Ontology annotation, molecular function: signaling receptor activity.